AUGAGGUUGAUCCUGUUAUUUGGUGCCCUUUUUGGGCAUAUCUACUGUCGACAAACAUUUGUGGGAGACCAAGUUCUUGAGAUCAUCCCAAAGAAUGAAGAACAAAUUAAAACUCUGGUGCAACUUGAAGCUGAAGAACAUCUCCAGCUUGAUUUCUGGAAAUCACCCACCACUCCUGGGGAGUCAGCCCAUGUCCGAGUCCCCUUUGUCAGUGUCCAAGCAGUCAAAGUUUUCUUGGAGUCCCAGGGAAUUGCUUAUUCUAUCAUCAUUGAAGAUGUUCAGGUUCUCUUGGAUCAAGAGAAUGAAGAAAUGCUAUUUAAUCGGAGAAGAGAAAGGAGUGGUAACUUCAAUUUUGGAGCCUACCAUACCUUGGAAGAGAUUUCCCAACAAAUGGAUAACCUCGUGACUGAGCACCCUGGUCUAGUGAGCAAAGUGAAUAUUGGCUCUUCUUCUGAAAAGCGGCCCAUGAACUUGCUCAAGUUCAGCACUGGAGGAGACAAGCCGGCCAUCUGGCUGGAUGCUGGGAUCCAUGCUCGAGAGUGGGUUACUCAAGCCACUGCACUGUGGAUAGCAAAUAAGAUUGCCUCUGAUUAUGGAAAUGAUCCAUCUACCACUUCCAUUCUGGACACCAUGGAUAUCUUCCUGCUGCCCGUCACAAAUCCUGACGGAUAUGUGUUCUCUCACACCCAAAAUCGAAUGUGGCGGAAGACCCGGUCGAAGGUAUCUGGAAGCCUCUGUGUCGGAGUGGAUGCUAACCGGAACUGGGAUGCAGGGUUUGGAGGGCCUGGAGCCAGUAACAGCCCUUGCUCAGAUUCAUACCAUGGACCCAGGGCCAACUCUGAAGUUGAAGUGAAAUCCAUAGUGGACUUCAUCAAGAGUCACGGAGCAGUCAAGGCCUUCAUUACCCUCCACAGCUACUCCCAGCUGCUUAUGUUCCCCUAUGGGUAUACAUGUACCAAGUCAGAUAACUUUGAUGAGCUGAAUGAAGUGGCCCAAAAGGCUUCCCAGUCAGUGACAAGUCUGUAUGGCACCAAGUACGAAGUGGGACCAAUCUGCUCAGUCAUCUACCAAGCCAGUGGUGGGAGCAUUGACUGGUCCUAUGAUUCAGGCAUCAAAUACUCAUUUGCCUUUGAACUGAGAGACACAGGCCGCCAUGGCUUCCUCCUGCCAGCCAAGCAGAUUGUGCCCACAGCUGAAGAGACCUGGCUUGGCUUGAAGACCAUCAUGGAGCAUGUGCGAGACCACCCCUAUUAGGGACCUUUGGAAUACACA
Molecule: messenger RNA, 1272 nt
Organism: Heterocephalus glaber (naked mole-rat)
Lineage: Eukaryota; Metazoa; Chordata; Mammalia; Rodentia; Bathyergidae
Product: carboxypeptidase A2
Biological process (GO): proteolysis
Molecular function (GO): zinc ion binding; metallocarboxypeptidase activity
Source: RefSeq, a predicted model, not a curated record